Messenger RNA from Trichogramma pretiosum, 2424 nucleotides. RefSeq lists its product as uncharacterized. The record is from RefSeq and is a predicted model, not a curated record. Bases 633 to 1436 code for a protein of 267 amino acids. Lineage: Eukaryota; Metazoa; Arthropoda; Insecta; Hymenoptera; Trichogrammatidae. Gene Ontology annotation, biological process: regulation of lipid biosynthetic process. The transcript has 3 exons. Gene Ontology annotation, cellular component: cytosol.
CAAAUAUACGCGUACGUAUUAACGCGAUACACUCUCAGUUGCUACGUCACGAGCUUGUAUGUGUGUUUUGCACCGCGAGUGGGGCUAUGUUGUAGCACUAGUCAACUGGAUGUCUGCUGCUGCUGCUGCUGCUGCUGCCGCUGCUACUACUUCUCGUUUUGAGAAUUCCGCCAGGCCGAGCCGAGCGUAGCAGCAGCAUAGAGGCGAGUAUUUUCUUCAGUUCGCAGCUAGCGCUCGUAACGGACUCUUUAAAAGCCGCAUCACCACCGGACGGAUACAUUGUAUAUAUAUAUAACACAAAACCUAUAUAUAUAUAUAAAACAUACACAGACAGCUUCUCCGUUUUUUGUUGUUAUAUAUUUUGUUUCUCUGCGCACACAUCGCACAGUACCUAUAUAGACAGAGACAGAGAAGGCGUGACUCUCCACCAGUGCAUUGAACGUGUCGUCGGGCAAUUUUCCAGCCAAGACUUUGUUGUACUCAGACACACUUGGUCUUCGACAGUGCUUCGACUUUGUCCAUACUUUUGGAUACUUGUGCAAACUCUACAUUACGUGAAAACUAUUUCGAUCGAGCCUCGAUCAACUUUAGCAUUUCUCUUGGAAAGCCAACAAACCAGCAUCAUCGACAAAAUGAAUUCCUACGGCACAGAAGUGACCAGCAACCCAACCACCACUGAAAACACCAGAACCAGCCUGCGCAGGAUCGCACGGCACGAUGAGCCCGUUUUCAGCAACGCCAGCAUCCUCAACAGCAUGGAGAAGUUCGUGCGCACCGUGAACGACAUGGAGGAGACGAUCCUGAUUCCAAGCCGCCUGUUGGACCUCGCAGUGGGCGACAGCUCCGACAAAGUCUGCGACAAAGUCAAAAACAAACACGGCUGCGGCAUCAGGGACACUUUGGCCAAGACAGACCUCUACCGACUCUACACAAUCGUUACCCAAAUGAAAACAGAUUUAUUGUGGUCGCAGCAAUCUCCUGUCAGUCACGAUGAUCAGACGGAAAUCCGACAGAGCAGCAUCAACAAACAGAGAGAACAAACGGCUGCAUCUCCAAGCCCGGUGGCGCAACAGCAAUUGGCGGCCCCCUCGGAGAGCGGCUCGAGUCCAGCCAACGGCGAGACCAACGUCGCCGCCGCCGCCACGACACAGCACCGCAGUCACGAGCGCUGCCCAUCGACGACGUCCAUCGACCGACACAGCCUCCAGUCCGGCUCGUCGGUCGUGUCGUCCAACUCGAACUCGGAUUCGGAGUCGGACAUCGGCGUCGACUCCGGCCUCGAAGGCGAGGAGCCCAGCGACCGCCUGGCCUACCUGGCCGCCGAGAACUUCAAACGCCACCUGCGCGGACUGCAUCGCAGCAUCAACCACAUGACCCAGGCGGCGUCUUACCUCACGCUCAGAUAUCAGUCCGACAUCGGUGGCGGACCGAUGUGAUGACACCCUCAUCGCUACGCUUCAUACCAUCAUCAUCAUACUGAAAAAACUACACAUACACAUAAAUAAUAUCUGAUGUUAUUGAAUGAAUGGAUCUUUCUUUUUUCACUCACUUUUUCGUCUUCUUCUUUCUUCAUGAAACAAACAAUAUGCAAUAACUGAUAACGCUAACUUUUAUGCGCGCUCUACGUCGAUUAUUGUUUUUCAAUUUCCUGCUGUUGCCUUUUUUUAUAUUGACUAUUCGUGCGUUUUAUAAGCACUGCGAGACAAUUUUCGUAACGCGAUAAAAAAAAUCGGGUAGCGAAAGCUUGUGAUCGAAUUUUUUAAGCGGACGCGAAAGUGCCUUUCAUCCUAGGUAUUUUCACGAUUGAUAAUUGUACUCGAACGUGUUUUUAAACUUCAUUCUAGUGUCUCGUUGUAUUAUAAUAUAAAUUCAUAUGUGGAGGGGGAUAAAUUUGACUGUUUCAAGUUUCAAACUUGUGUACUAAAAGCAUUGUACCAGAUUUUAAAACGGCCGUGUUUUCUUCCCUCCUAUAUUAUAAAAAAGACAAUUUUCCAUUCUGUUCUCUUUACGUAUGACGAUAAUCACGCGUUACAGCGUAUAUAGAAUCACGCGAAUUCCAUGUGUAAUUUCAAUGUUGAGAUGAAAACAAGAGAGCUAGGAACUUUUCUGAAUGAUUGCAUCUCGAGCAUGACAAUGACAUUUUCUUCUCAAUUUUUUUUUUAUUUUCCCUGUCGCUCUCUUGCUUUUGUUUAAUGUAAACAUUGCACUUUGUGUAUCAUGAUGUUUUAUCAUGCUCGCACGCGACCAAUCUCUGCUGGUGGUAAUCUCUUGUGAAAAUAUGCAUUGAUAACCUCUUGCGUGGAGGAUAAUUAUAUGCAGUAAAAAGUAGGAGGAAAAAAGCAAUAAUUAUAUCAACAACAGUCAAUGUUUGCAAUAAUUAUCAUUUGGCAAGACUGCUUGUGUAAUAUGUAUGUAAAAUAAUUU